AUUAAGCACAUCAAUAUUAUUGACCUGGAUAGACUAAUAAUAAAGAUUUAAAUAAAAUAUUCCUCUCAUGGCCCAAAACCAUUGAACCAUUCGUCUCUUCCACUUCCACAUAGUAAAACAGAACAACCACCAAAAGCCGAUGUGACAUGUACUUGGAAAAAAAUCACCAUAUCAAUAAUCAAACACAAGAAGAAUAAAUAAGGCCAAAGAGAACAAAAACAAGGUUGGUCUAUAUUCCUAAAAUGGGAUUAAAAGAGCAACCAAAUUGUCUAAGUCAGCGGAAGAUCUAUGUGUUUAUAGUCUCAGCGUUUAUACCAAUUGCUCUGUUUCGACUCUGUUUCUACAACCCUUUCUCAACCAUUGAUGAUACAAUUCUCCAAGACUCUACGGCACACGUUGUGAUCACUAGCUACUCAUCUUCUCAAGAAAAUGAAACUCAAGAGAGUUAUGAUCGUAUUAAGGAAGAAUCUUUAUGUGAUUAUACAAAAGGCAAAUGGGUCAAAGACGAGAUGGGUCCACUCUACAACGGCUCGAGCUGCGGAACAAUCAAAGAUGGUCAGAACUGUUACCGCCAUGGCAGACCAGACUCUGGUUACCUUUACUGGAAAUGGAAACCGAACCAAUGCGAUAUACCGAGAUUCGACGCUAACCGGUUUCUUGAUCUUAUGAGAGACAAGCAUCUAGCUUUUAUCGGCGACUCCAUGGCUAGAAACCAGCUCGAGUCUCUCAUCUGCCUCCUCUCUACCGUCUCUAGCCCUGAUCUCGUUUACAGAAACGGAGAUGAUAAUAAAUUCAGAAAGUGGCGUUUCGAGUCUCACAACGUCACGGUCUCGGUUUACUGGUCCCCGUUUCUUGUGGCCGGUUUAGAGAAAUCCGGAAACUUGGACCACAACGUGUUGCACGUAGACCGUGUGGACGAGAGAUGGGGAAGUGAUUUAGAACGUUUUGAUACAGUCGUGGUCUCUGUGGGACAUUGGUUUUUACAUCCUGCGGUUUAUCACGAGUCCGGUUCGGUCUUGGGAUGUCAUUCUUGCGAGGCAAGGAACUGUACCGAGAUAGGGUUUUUCGAUAUCUUUAGGAAAGCAAUAAGAACGACGUUGAAGGCGGUGGUUGGGAACCGCCGCGAGGUGAUCUUGACGACGUUUUCGCCUUCUCAUUUUGAAGGCCGGCCUUGGGAUAGUCUCGGCGCGUGUAACAUGACGGAGCCGUACGAAGAGGGGAAGGUUCUAGAAGGUUUGGACUUGGAGAUGCGGCGGAUAGAGAUGGAGGAAGUUGCGGCGGUGAAAGAAGCUAAUGGAGCGGAGGUGAGAUUAGAAGCGUUAGACGUGACGGCGAUAUCGGUGUUGAGACCAGACGGACAUCCUGGUCCGUAUAUGUAUGAGCUCCCGUUCAAGAACGGUGUACCGGAGAGAGUUCAUAAUGAUUGUUUGCAUUGGUGUUUGCCUGGUCCUGUCGACACGUGGAAUGAGAUUAUGAUAGAGAUGUUAAGGCGAUUGAGGGUUUAAAUGAUGAAGGAUGAUUGUGGAAGCGAUCUGAAAUAUCAUGCAUAUGUCAAAAGCUGUAAUCAUUUUUUCUUUGAACUACAGGUAGUUUGUUUUGUUGGAUUAGAUUGAAAAACAUGGGGGUUAUACUUUCUGGUAGUUGUUAUUUUACUUCUUUAAACGAUGGAGGAGAACAAAAGAUAGUUGGCUUUAGUUUAGAUAAAAAAGCACGUGCUUCACUUU
Molecule: messenger RNA, 1724 nt
Organism: Brassica rapa (field mustard)
Lineage: Eukaryota; Viridiplantae; Streptophyta; Magnoliopsida; Brassicales; Brassicaceae
Product: protein ALTERED XYLOGLUCAN 4
Cellular component (GO): Golgi apparatus
Molecular function (GO): O-acetyltransferase activity
Source: RefSeq, a predicted model, not a curated record